This is a messenger RNA of Dioscorea cayenensis subsp. rotundata (Guinea yam), 1497 nucleotides long. RefSeq names its product transcription factor bHLH70-like. Bases 211 to 1074 code for a protein of 287 amino acids. The transcript is spliced from 4 exons. Gene Ontology annotation, biological process: regulation of transcription by RNA polymerase II. Lineage: Eukaryota; Viridiplantae; Streptophyta; Magnoliopsida; Dioscoreales; Dioscoreaceae. The record is from RefSeq and is a predicted model, not a curated record. Gene Ontology annotation, molecular function: DNA-binding transcription factor activity, RNA polymerase II-specific; protein dimerization activity; RNA polymerase II cis-regulatory region sequence-specific DNA binding.
UCCUUCAUUCCUCUUCUCAUUACUACUUCAUUUAAAGAGCAUUUAUUUGUUCGUUCUUUUGGUUCCUCUGCCUCUCUUGUGCAUUUAAAUCUCCAGCCAUUUUUUGUUUCCCAAUUCCUUGCAGAAUUCAUCAAAGAUAAAAGAAGAGUGAAUUAGUCUCGCUGAGUUUGCUGCUCCUGCUCCUGCUCCUGCUCCUGUGCCGCUGCUCCAAUGGAGAGUACCGCCACCCCCUUUUUUCUUAGAGAUGUGGACAUGGCUUCUGAUUACUGGGAACCAUUAAUCCCAUUCCUCAGCACCACCACCACCAAUAGCAACAACAGCAACCAGAUUAGCUAUGAGAGUCAUCUCAUUUCCAGCCACCACAUUCCUUUCCUGGAGCUUCUCCAGUGUGCAAUACAACAAAAAGAAGAGCUUGAUGAUCAAGAACAGCACCAGCCACUAGAGAGCUGCAUCACCAACACCACCACCCCCUCCGCCUCAAGAAAGAAGCGCAAGCGCUCACGCCCAACAACAUGCUGUAAAAGCCCCGAAGAAGUUGAAAGCCAACGCAUGACUCACAUCGCCGUAGAACGCAACCGACGCCGCCUCAUGAACCACCACCUUGCCUCUCUCCGUUCCCUGAUGCCUUCUUCCUACGUCCAACGUGGUGAUCAAGCUUCAGUUGUGGGAGGGGCCAUUGAUCUAGUGAAGGAGCUAGAGCAGCUGCUACUCUCCUUGCAAUCAGAAAAACGCUUAAGAGAAGAAGCACUAGAGAGCUUCUUCAUCUCUCCACAGUACACAAGCUUCUCCAAUGGUGGGAAUGGUGCUGCAGGGGUGGACGUAGAGGCCACAGUGGUACAGGGCCAUGUUAAUCUGAAAGUAGUCAGUGCACGUAGACCUGGCCAACUGGUGAAGGUUGUAGCAGCACUGGAAGAGUUAUGUCUUACUGUGCUCCACCUCAACGUCACCUCCAUGGAUUCAUCUUCAGUGCUCUACUCUCUCAACCUCAAGAUGGAAGAGGAGUGCAGGUUGGGGUCAGCUGAUGAGAUUGCAACAGCAGUGUACCAGUUGUUUUGCUGCAUCAAUGGCAGCUGAACAAGGUGGGUGGUGUGGCUGACUCUUGGAGAGAGAGAGAGAGAGAGAGAGAGAGAGAGAGAGAGAGAGUUUGUUUGGUUGUGUUUGACAUUGUUGGGAUGGUGAAAAGGUGGAGCAGUGGAGAGAGAAAGAUAGAGUCAAAGUGGGGGUAAAGGGUAAGAGGGAGGGUUGAAUGGGUGGUGGUCCAGGAAUACUGGUGAAGGUGGCAGGAGAUGCAGGAGCAGCUUUCCUUUUGGUUUUGUUGUACUGGUCCUCUUGGUUUUUAAUUAGCUCUGCUUUUUGGGAGCUUCUUGGCUCUCUCACUCACUAGUUUUUGUUUUCUUUCUUUCUUUCUUUUUUUCCUUCUUUUUUUAACUUUUCACUUUUCACUUUUCAACGCUUCCGCCUCUUGUAAAUUCCUACAACUAGUCUUUCUUUUUUUGU